This is a messenger RNA of Arvicanthis niloticus (Nile rat), 3709 nucleotides long. RefSeq names its product coiled-coil domain containing 71 (gene Ccdc71). The record is from RefSeq and is a predicted model, not a curated record. Lineage: Eukaryota; Metazoa; Chordata; Mammalia; Rodentia; Muridae.
GCGCAGCGGGCGGCCAUGUUGGAGCGGCGGAGGCGGCGCAGAGGUGCGUCCUGGGUCCCCGCGGCGGCGCCGGUCUGUGUCUUAUAUUGGGUUUGAACUCCAAGACUAUAGCUAGGAAUCAGGCCAUUGAGUACCCUGUCUACGACUGGUAAGCAGGAGAUCAACCACCCCCUGCACUGGAACGUUGGCAGCUGGAUUUAGAGCCAGAUGGGUAGAUGUUACUGCUUCCAGGAGCCCUUCCCUAACCUGUUAGAAGCUGACUUGGAUAAGACCAUAUACUCCCAAGAACCUUUAAUGAUAGCCGUGUCUUCACUUCCGGACUGGGCUCUUUGAGGAUUGAGGUGCCAAGUGCUGGUUUGUGGAUACCCAGGCAGACCUGCUGUGCCCAAUGCCAUGAGCAUGGUACUGCAGCAUGUGGAGGAGAAAGCUGUGCACUCAUGGUCACGCAUCUCCACGGCAGGGAAGAAAGCCCUGGAAGAGGCCCUCCUGGUGUUUAAUCCCAUGAGUCAGGACCUCAGUGCCACAGAGGCCCAGCUCGUGGCCUUCCUCCAGGGUCUGCGAGAUGAUGGCUUCCAACCGACCAUUCUUCGAAGUGGGGAUGUCUAUGGUUAUAGUUCAUGCACAGCCAGUCCCCCUAGCCAGACAAAGCUACAAGCUCGUCCCAUCAACCCACCUGCCACAUCACUUCCUGCUAGGGCUCCCAAGACUGCUGUGUCAGUCCGUGCAGGCCAGGCCACCUUGCUCCCUGUGCCACUGUCUGGCAGGCUGGCUAAAGGGUCCACACCAGCCCUUGCCAAGCACACUACCACUAACCUGCUGCUGAGCUCCCUGAAGCAGUCAAAUACCAGCAACACCAGUGGCACAGUAGGCUUCCCUGCCCACCUCUACCCAGGUGUCUACCCUGCCAUGCGGCUCUCUGUGGUCCUUGAAGCACUGGUCCCACUCAAGACUCCUUGCUUGGAUGGUAAGCACAGGACACAGUCCUGGCAGCUGUCACUUGCAAAAUCACCCCUGAAACCGAGGAAAGGUUCGGGGAACCCACAGUCCAAAGCACCCCGAAGAAUCACGAGCAAGGGCCUCAAAUAUCUGACUAACAAAGGCCCUGGGGCUGGUCUCCGACGAAGUGCUGGAACCCAGAGCAAUGGCUCCCGAAUGAAAGGGCGCUCUGCUUUGGGUACCAAAGCAGUCAGUGCCAAGGCAUCUCGAACCCUGACUAAAGCUGCUCGUGCCCAGGCCAGUGUGGCUCGAACCCAGACCAAGACAGUAAGAGUCAAGGCCAAAGCAAAACCGGCCAAGCCCACGGCAGCCAGAGCCAAAACCAAGGCCACUGUGGUGAGGGACAAGGCUAAAGACAAGGUAGUCCAGGCCAAGGCCAAAGCAGCUUGGACCAAGCACAGGGGAAGGCCAAAGGGAUCUGUUCAGACCAGAACUGGAAGGCCAAGCCUAAAGAACCGCUGUGAGACUGUGGGGCAGAAGAGGAAGAAGGCCGAGGAGACCAAGGGUCUUCCUCCUAAGAAGAGAGCACGGUGUGCACUCCGAUCUCCGAAGGUGUGGCUGGGGCCUGGAACAGCAAAACCUCGAAAGUCCCAGACCAUAAAGGUAGACAGGAAAUGCUCAGAUGAUGAGGUCCGACAGUGUGCUCAACAGAUCCUCCGUGUGAAUCUCUCUCCCAUAGUCUGGCUCCAGCCAUUGCUACCGCUUUGAUUCCAUACUCAACAUCUUGAGUCCUUGCAGCAGUACUUGGGGAGAUAGCUGCCUGUAUGUCUAGCAGCAGUGUGCAGUGCUCACGAACUCUGCAGCUUCCUGGACUCCGGGUACCUCCAGGACCCCUGUGCUCACCAACAUCCUUUCAGAAACUGAGGGUUUGGGUGGGGUGGGUUGUGGUAGGGGUGUUCUCAUGGCUCUAUGCACUGUGACUUGUUCUUCAAAUUGUAUGUCUACCGUUCAUCUUUCAUGUUUUAUACCUUCCCACCUUCCGGUCUCCCUGCUCACCUUCCAUGGUCUUAUUUAUCGAUUGAUUUUGGUGUGUGAGCUAGUGGCAAUAGGGUAUCAGAAGUCUAGGAGCAAGCUUGGAGAAAGUGCUCUGGUAGCUUGAAGCAGGUCAUUAAUUUAAAUGAUAGGGUGACAUUAAAGGAAUGAUGCUCUCAGGCUUCUGGAGGGAUGUGGGGAAAUUCAGGUGCUGGUUUCUAUGAAUGUAUUUAGAGAGAUCCUGAGGGGAGGGGCAGAGCCACUAUGAGGUAAGAACCUCUCCUUGAGUGUCCCAGUUUUGAACCUGAUGGGCCCCAUUCAAAAUUGUUGGCAGCUCAGCGGGAAAUCCAGCACCAAGCAGGUUUUUAGGUCAGGGAAAGAAGUCUUUGUGGUACUGCUCUCUAGAGGCCAAGCUUUAAGGUUUUGCCUGGUCUUCCCCUGGGGGAGGGCACAUGCUUAAAAUGCUUGAAGUGCCGCUUUUCUGCUGAAAGUGACUAGCUUCAAUUUUCCCAAUUGGUGACAAGAGACUAGGCUUUGUAUCUGGACCACAAAACCUUCCUUACUGCCCAGAGAAUUUUCUCUGUGGUAACUGGUGAUGGAACCAAGGAGGCCUCUACCUGUACCUCAGCAGUGCUGUCUGACUCAUUUCCACAAGCUCCAUCUUACUCUGGGGUCCAACCUCACCAUGUCUCCUAACAUGACCUGUGUGCAUUGGACAUUGUUGGUACCUUCUGCUUUGGAGAAGCUGGGCCCUCAGUGGAAGCAGCUACUAGAAGGUAUUGCUUAGGUAGAGAACAUGUAAUCCUUGUACUUGGGAAUUUGAGUAUGAGUUUGAAGUCAGUAUCAGCUACAUAGUGAGACCCUGUCUGCCUGUCUUUUGUUUGUUUUUUGAGACAGGGUUUCUCUGUGUAGCCCUGGCUGUCCAUCUCCAGGGAUCGCACAUCCUCUAACGGCUUCCCUGAUCACAGGCAGACGAACACACGCAUACAGAUAAAUCUUAAAAAACAAAAAGACUAAUGCACAAGUCGAUUAAGCAUCAAUUCUUUGAGAAAAGGUGGUAGUAAGAGUCUUGAACUUCAGUGAUGUUGAUAAGCAAAAGAAUCAUGUGAAAUACCUUAAAAACGUAUUGGCCAGGCUGGAGAGAUGGCUCAGAGGCAAGGCUAAGGGCGCGGGUUGCUCUAACAUAGGACCUGGGUUCACUUCCCAGGGCCUAUGUGGUAGCUUACAACUGUCUGUAACUCCAGCCCUAGAGGAUCUGAUACCCUUGUCUGGCUUCACUGGGCACUAGACAGAUCUGUGGUUACAUGCGUGCAGGUAAAACACCUCUGUAGCCAGACUUUGGCUAAUUUGUGGGGUUUUUUUUCUUCUACCCUUUCAACACCCUAACACUAGGAAAGAAAGGAUAAAGGGAAAGGGGUGAAGUUAUCGUUAGCCUAGUUACCUGCUGGUUAGGGGCGUUGAGUUCUUUGGAAGAAGUUUGAUCUUUGUCAUCAGGAUAUCUCAUUUCUUCUUUGCACAGGACUACUUAACAAACCUCGGUCAACAACCACCUUUGGGGACUAGUAUUUAUAUACCCUCUGAAAAGUCUCCAGAAUUUCAAACAUCACACCAUUGCAGGAACUUCCCACAGCUAGCAAAAUCAUGCCCCUGAUAGAGCAUGAGGAAAAUUAUAGCUGCUGUGAAUGAUCUGAAGCAGCCCCAUAUCCCAUACCUGGGAUUAAAAGGAAAGCAUAUUCUUAUA